AAAUGCGAUAUUUGCGCAAAAUAGAUUUGGUACGGUAAAUUGUACUCUCCAACCCCGUGUCAUUCGAAGACAGGUGCUUUUAGGUUGGGAAGGCAGAAAGCGUAACUAGCCGUGUCAUUUUUCGGUGGAUUGCACAGAUUUCAAAAUGUCCGAAGGAAGCUCAAGUCUUAAAACUAUCCGUCUGGAGGAAGUAAAGUCGCACAAAGAUUCAAAGUCGACUUGGUUGAUUAUCCACGAUCAAGUUUACGACGUGACCAAGUUUUUGGAAGAGCAUCCCGGUGGGGAGGAGGUGUUAUUAGAACAAGCAGGUUGUGAUGGGACAGAGGCAUUUGAAGAUGUGGGUCACUCCACUGAUGCGCGGGAAUUGAUGAAAACGUAUCUGAUCGGGGAGUUGCACGCAGAUGACAGGACUUCAAAACAACACCAGAAAACAAACACAGGCCCCAGUGUACCUGAUUCUGACUCUUCGAAUUCCUGGACAAGUUGGCUCCUCCCACUGGGUGUGGCAAUUGCAGCUGCUCUCCUCUACCGAUUGGUUUUGGCUCCUGCUACAUCAUGAAUAUUAAUUAGACCUUUAUACAAAUUAUAAUCACUUGAUUUGAUUACAGUUUUGGCUCAGUUGGAGUCAUGGGAGUCUCUAUGUAGGGUCCAAUAGAAAAAAACUGGAAGGAUAAUGUCUUUUUGAUUCUAUAACCAAUACUUGGCUCACUUAUAAAUAAUUUUUAAUGGUGUUCUGUUAAUGGGUGAGCCUGUGCAAUCCAGUGUCCUCGAGAACCAUGUGUAUGCAGUAUAAUUUUUGUGUUUGUGCAGAUGAUGUCAUGUCCAAAACGUAGUUAUCGGGUAGCACGACCAGGGGAGAUAACCCCUAUCACAAGGGGAGAUAACCCCAUCACCAUACCACUACCUGGGUUUCCGCUAUUCCCACACUAUAUGUACAUUAACAUUUGUGGUUAUCAUUUUAACAGUACAUCAGUCAUAAUUUCCAGCGUAUGAGCUUCCCUGAGGAGCAUCUCUUGAUUUGCAUUUUAUUUGUUUAUUUCAGACAGUUGACAUUUAUAUAGCCUAUAUUGAUUUGUAACAGUUGUGCUGAUUUUUCAAUAAGAAUAUUUUUUAAUAUUUCUUUAAUGUUUACCACAGCUGACAUACCAGUAAUCAUGUUAUGCUGUACCCAGCUGAUUGCCUCUAGCAGAAUCUGUGAAUGUAAGCUACAUAGAUGAUGAAUUAAUUGUGCAGUUUCUUGCAAAUAUGGACUCUUGGCAGAUUUUCAUUUACAAAACAGCAGUAUACAGUUAAAGAUGAUUGAAGCCUUUGCAAACCGUAAAUAAUGUACUUGUUGACGUAGUGUCAGAAACACACGUGUAGGCUUUAUUCUUCAAGAAUUUGCUGCUUUAUCCAAACACAUCUAUGCUAAAUAAAGAGAAGCGAUUAAAAUUUUA
Messenger RNA from Liolophura sinensis, 1436 nucleotides. RefSeq names its product cytochrome b5-like. Gene Ontology annotation, cellular component: intracellular membrane-bounded organelle; membrane. NCBI's taxonomy places the organism in Eukaryota, Metazoa, Mollusca, Polyplacophora, Chitonida, Chitonidae. Bases 146 to 559 code for a protein of 137 amino acids. Gene Ontology annotation, molecular function: heme binding. The record is from RefSeq and is a predicted model, not a curated record. The transcript is spliced from 6 exons.